AUGAUCCAAAGCACUGUAUUUAACUAUUCCAAAUCUUCAAAGAGCAUAAUGCUUGUGGUACUUUCUGUAAAACGCAGAAGUUCUAAACUUGGAAUCAGAUUAUCCAAUGAAAACAAACAAGCUUUUAGUAAUGGAAAAAAUGACUUAACAGAAGAGCAGAAGCUAGCAGAAAAGCAGACUGGCUUUAAAUGUCAAGGGUGGGUUAAAAAGCGGAAAAAAUGCCACGGUAAUUUUGAAUUAAGGUUUAAUAUAUAUAGUAACCAGGCUCGCCGCGCCACUCCCCACUCGCAGCCCCAUGCCUCGCUCCUCUCCGACAUAGCAAAAAUAUCCAGCCCUAUAGAGACUGAACGGUGCGUCGAGUCUCUAACUGCUGUUUUCCAAAAGCAUGCUGGAAGGGAUGGUAACAACAGCAAACUCUCCAAGGCCAAGUUCCUUAUCUUCAUGAAUACAGAGCUGGGUGCCUUCACAAAGAACCAGAAGGACCCUGGUGUCCUUGACCGCAUGAUGAAGAAACUGGACCUCGACUCUGAUGGACAGCUAGAUUUCCAAGAAUUUCUUAAUCUUAUUGGCGGCCUGGCCAUAGCUUGCCAUGACUCCUUUAUUAAGUCAACCUCUUCCCAGAAGUAA
Messenger RNA from Mesoplodon densirostris (Blainville's beaked whale), 627 nucleotides. RefSeq lists its product as uncharacterized. NCBI's taxonomy places the organism in Eukaryota, Metazoa, Chordata, Mammalia, Artiodactyla, Ziphiidae. Gene Ontology annotation, biological process: regulation of cell population proliferation. Bases 1 to 627 code for a protein of 208 amino acids. Gene Ontology annotation, cellular component: cytoplasm. The record is from RefSeq and is a predicted model, not a curated record. Gene Ontology annotation, molecular function: calcium ion binding; calcium-dependent protein binding. The transcript is spliced from 3 exons.